This is a messenger RNA of Pollicipes pollicipes, 3074 nucleotides long. RefSeq lists its product as uncharacterized. NCBI's taxonomy places the organism in Eukaryota, Metazoa, Arthropoda, Thecostraca, Pollicipedomorpha, Pollicipedidae. The transcript has 8 exons. Gene Ontology annotation, molecular function: L-DOPA binding; L-DOPA receptor activity; dopamine binding. The coding region runs from base 526 to 1593 and encodes 355 amino acids. Gene Ontology annotation, biological process: melanosome organization; G protein-coupled receptor signaling pathway; regulation of calcium-mediated signaling. The record is from RefSeq and is a predicted model, not a curated record. Gene Ontology annotation, cellular component: plasma membrane; melanosome membrane.
GCAAAAGCUAAAACUAUUGGUUUUCCUAAUGAUGUGUUACGCAGAAGAACGUAUUGACUUGUGCCUGGAAUUAGUUAGCGCUGAAGUAUGAUUAAAUGAAUUCACAUGACCUUCCACAAAGCCACGAUUAUGCUUCACCCCUAUCAUCUCCUAAUAUCACUGUUCAGUCCCAUUUUUGUUCUUUUGUUUACAAAGUUAUUUUUGUACAUGGCUAGCUCUUGUCAAAACUGGGCAAGUUUCUGAAAGAAGCUAGUUUAGAACAGUGAAUCAUUUUUGAAGAUGCAAAUUGGAGCUAACUGUGACAAACUUCUAUGUUACUUCUGGAAGUGGAGCAGCACUUUUGAUUCUGAGAUGUGAAGUUUUGCACUAGGUUCAUAUGGUCUGUUUUUCUAUCCAUAUUUUUCAUUAAAAUGACUUGACUGCACCUAUUGCUGGGCUAUAGUUAUGUGUGCAUGUAUAUCUUAAGUUGUUUAUAGGGGCAGCAGGAAGUGCCCCAGCUUGUGGAGAUGAGAGAGCAGCAGUGUGAUGGCCUCACCCACUCUGGACUCAUUCUGUUGCGCCAUACGCAAUGACAGCCUGGAACCCGCCAAGCAGCUGGCGCCAUACUUUCGGUCAUCCACAUACACAACUGUCUGCCUGGUGUUUGCCAUAUUCGGAGUGCUGGGUGCAUCAUAUCAGAUCCUGCACAACCACGUGAUCUUGGAGCGGAGCAGCCAGCGGCGUCCGACCUUCAUACUGCGCGGCCGCCGCAUCCUGCAGUGGCUGGGGUUUGCCGACUUGAUGGCUGCCCUAGGCGUGAUACUGCGAUGCGUAGCAUGGCUGAUGGACGACGCCCUGAUACGGAAAAUGGGCAUUGAUGAGUUCUCCAGUGACUUUUGCAUCGUCUCAUCGGCCAUCACCCAGUUCUUCUACACGGCCACCUACAUGUGGACGCUGCUGUACGCCGUGGACGUGCUGCGCACCCUGAAGGGCACCAACGGCUCGAUGGUGACGUACGGCCUGUGGGCGUGGCUGGUGCCGCUGGUACUGUCCGUGAUCGGCUUCCUGCUGCUCUUCGUGCCGGACACCAACUGCCACGCGCGGGGCACCAACAGCUUCCUGCGCCACUUCCCCAACUACGUGUGCGUGUACGUGCCGCUGGUGAGCGUGCUGGUGGCGUGCCCGCUGCUGGUGCGGUUCUCGCUGGCCAGGAUCCGCGCGCGCAUCGUCAACACUUCCAACCGCUUCAGCAACCGGGAGCGUCGCACGCUACUCUACCUGCGCUUCAAGUUUGUCUGCAUCAUCAUCGCCUUCUACCUGUGCUGGGUGCCGAACCUCGUCAACGGCAUCAUCCUGUGGAGCACGUGGCCUAAUAUACCUGUCAAGCCGGUGGUGGUCAUCUGGUACUUCAUGGCGGUGGUGAACCCAUCCCAGGCGGUGCUGAACUCGGUGCUGUACCGGAGCUGGGACCCGAGCUCGCCGAGCAUCCGCGACUGGCUGGCCGAGCGGCUGGCGGCCGUCACCUGGUGGCGCUCCACUCGCAACGGCCGACCCGAGAUGGAUCCGCUCUUCGAAGGCCCCAGCAAGUCCUACGACUCGUUCGAUGACCGGUAGGACACCUGUCGGCCGAUCUCAGAAGCUGUAUCGUGGAUUUUCUCCAAAGAUGGCAAAGCAAUAGAGACGAGCAUGCUGCCUGGAGUGAGUGCGUGCGGAUACUGCAGAACCUUCGAGCUUUCUAACGCAGAUUAUAACUCAACAACAUGCUCCUUAAUUGAUUUGUGACCUGUGCUCCGUGUGUUUACUGGCCGGUGCAGUACGAGACGGGCCUCAUUCGUUAUCCCUCGGACUCAAUUCAGCGUGUCCUGGCUCAAAAAGCGUGACCUGUCACUGACCUCACCAGCCCGUUCUGUUCCACGCCGUUUUGAACGGCCCUGAAUGGCUUGUGAGGAGCUUUUGCCUGUUGGUCUGCCUUCGGCGCCUGCGUGCGUCUGGUAUUUCCCUUGCGGUCGUGUAUGGCUCAUUCUGUAUCCCAGUGAGCCACCCAGCACUGUGUUGCCGGUCAUCCUUCGGGCUGCAUUGCCGCGGGGUGCCUGUAGUGAACAGCUUUGUAAGCAGGAAAGCUGGUCUCUGGGGAUCUGAACAAAAGCCAGCUCUUUCAUGUGUACCAGAUCAAUGUGAAUGAGCUGAUGCAGGUAGUUGUGGACGCGUGUUCCAUUUUUAGUGCCAUGCCAGGUUUUUCCAGGACCUGAUCUGUGAAUGUUUCUAGUUAUGUGCUUGCUGGGACCAAGUUGCAUUGUGCAUUUAUUUUGCUCAUGUUUAUCUUAGUGUGCAGACGUUUUGUGAUUACGUUAUGGCUCAGUCAAGUGGUGUAAUAUGUUGCCUGUGCUUGACAUGGCAUACAAGGGUGUGGUGGCUUUGUUCAUACCAGGCGUAGAAGUUUGUACCUUACGUUGAACGGAAUGUUGUGGCAAUUCAGUAUAUGUAAAAGGUAAUCAAAUAUCUACUUAUAGAGGACGGGGCGGUGUGGUGUGGGGAUAGAUGGAUACUGCGCGAUCGUAGCUGAGAAUCAACGUGCCCAUAAUCCUCCAAAAUCAUAUCUGGGGGUCUGUGUAGGAUUGGUACCUGGCAUCACCCGAGUUAUAUGCUGAGGUCUUGUCUCGGAAACUUCAGCGGCGUCACAUACGCCCACGAUUUCGUCGUUUUCAGUGUCAUUGAUCUCCUCUUGGCUCUCUGUCACCCGUCCGGUACCCGUUCGCUGUCGCACGAGCGCCGCAGAGGGCGGCCCGUUCUCGCUUGUGCCGCUCUGCCGCCGUGUUCGCCCGUGGCCGAGGCUGUGUAGAGCCGCGGCCCGCGGUGCGCGCUUCUGACCGGGCCGAGACGCAGCUGGGCCGGCUCCCUCAGCGGCUGGGCACGGCUCGUGCCCUCUCCAGCCGUCUGAGGCGCGUCUGGUCAGCGGCCCCGUGUCUGCUGCUGUCUGCCCACCUGCCUGCUGCCGUCUGCCCACCUGUCUGCCGACCGCGGCAGGCGGGCACGCACGCUAUGUGCCCUCCCGAUUUUGCGUGGCAUCGUUAGGCAAUAUAUUUGCAUUUUUUGAA